Molecule: messenger RNA, 1620 nt
Organism: Drosophila guanche
Lineage: Eukaryota; Metazoa; Arthropoda; Insecta; Diptera; Drosophilidae
Product: probable cytochrome P450 313a4
Exons: 7
Coding region: 106-1581 (491 amino acids)
Molecular function (GO): iron ion binding; oxidoreductase activity, acting on paired donors, with incorporation or reduction of molecular oxygen; monooxygenase activity
Source: RefSeq, a predicted model, not a curated record
GGAUAAUCAAAUUGUUGACGGACUUCACAGCGAUCGGUCGGAUAUCAGUGAAAUAUUUUUGGAUAAAAGUGUUUAAAGUGGAUAGUGCAUUCCCAAGGAUUAAUCAUGUUAACGUGGACACUGUGGUGCGGUUUGCUGUUCGUCCUUUGGAUAUACUUUCUGUGGAGUCGUCGGCGAUUUUACUUACUCGCCCUCAAAAUACCCGGACCUAUUGGAUACCCCAUUCUGGGCAUGGCCCACAAGCUGAUGCGCAGGGAAGAUAUACUGAAGGAAUUUGGAAUUUAUCUGGCCAAGCAUGGCCCCACAAUAUUCUCGUGGCUGGGACCCAUUCCGUUCAUGAUCGUCAGCGAUCCGCAAGUGGUGCAGGAUAUCCUCACAUCGCCUCACUGCGUCAACAAGGGCAUCAUCUACAAGGCCGUGGACGAUGGAGCUGGCGUGGGAUUGUUCAGUUUAAAGGAUCCUCGCUGGAGUGUGCAUCGCAAGAUGCUGAAUCCUGCAUUCGGCCACAAAGUGUUGCUCAGCUUUCUGCCCAUUUUCAACAAGGAGACGGCACAGCUACUCGGCCAGCUGGAAACAUUGCCCGGUGGCGGUGAGCAGGAUUUGAUUCCGCUGCUGCAGAGCCUGACCUUGGGCAUUGCAACGCAAACCACAAUGGGCUGCGAUGUGAAGUGUGAGGAGAAUUUCAAGAGCAACUCCCUCAUGGAGCGCUAUCAAUGUUGUCUAGAAACCAUGACAGAUAUGUGCUUCUCGCCCUGGCUGAACAGUCGUUGGGCCCGCCAGCUGGCUGGCAAGGAGGACAGCUAUCAUCGAGCCAAGACGGAGAUUCGAGCGUUCAUAAGGAAGCUUAUUCAAAAAAGAUUGGCAGAGGACACGGAGGACUCCAUCAAGUCAAAGGAUAAGAACAUUUUCCUCAACCUGGCGACUGACCUACUGAGGCGCGGUGUGUUCAGCUUGACAAAUGUCGAGGACGAGUCCAAUGUGAUUGUCUUUGGUGCCUUUGAGACGACCGCCAAUACCGUGUAUUAUAUUCUUAUGCUGCUGGCCAUGUUCCCUCAGUACCAGGAGCGGGCGUUUGAAGAAAUCAAAAGUUUGUUCCCCGAUGGAGGUGACUUCGAGGUCACAUAUGAAGACACCCAGCAAAUGAAGUACCUGGAUUUGGUGAUAAAUGAGUCCAUGCGAGUUAUACCGCCAGUUCCAGUUGUGUCGCGACAAACGGCACAGGACUUGACACUGACAAAUGGAAUUGUGGUACCGAAAGGAGUGCAAAUUGCCAUAAACAUGUUCCACAUGCAUCGAAGCAAGCAAAUCUGGGGACCAGAAGCGGAAAUCUUCAAUCCCGACAAUUUCUUGCCUCACAAUAGUCGGGACAAGCACCCAUACGCUUUUAUACCCUUCACAAAGGGCAUACGGAAUUGUAUAGGCUGGAGAUAUGCUUUGAUAUCAAUCAAAGUCACAUUGGCCAAACUGCUGAGGAACUAUAGUUUUAAGACCAGUUUUAAAUUUGAAGAUCUUUAUUAUGUUGAAGAUAUUACCAUGAAACUUAAAGCGGUUCCAAAGUUGGAAGUCGAAAGGAGAAUAUAAAAAGAAUAGUAAAAAGUCUGCCAAUAUUUGGAAUUUUUA